Molecule: messenger RNA, 486 nt
Organism: Opisthorchis viverrini
Lineage: Eukaryota; Metazoa; Platyhelminthes; Trematoda; Opisthorchiida; Opisthorchiidae
Exons: 3
Coding region: 1-486 (161 amino acids)
Source: RefSeq, a predicted model, not a curated record
AUGAAGGUAACUGGAGCAUCUAUGUGGGUAACUAGAGACUGGGUGGUUUUCCUAUUCAAACCUUCUCCAACCAGCACACAGGCCAAACUCACAAGCGUUCGUAUCUUCACACUGGCGGAGACCGUUACCGGGAAAAAAUUUAAAAGCGGACGGAAAACAACUUUCAGCGGACAAAUGACCAAACGCUCAGCAACAGACGAGUUUCAGCGCACUAAAAUAAUAAACGGCUGCAAACAGAACAGUAUAAAUAGCGGUUUUAUUUGCUUUGCUUGCUCUACCAUCAGCAAUAACACCACUAGCCCACAGCAGUCACUUCCUGAUCGUCUCAUUUUCGAUUCUUCUAUUCUAUUAUUAUGCUAUACGAUAAAUUCUGCCUUUUGUCAUUUCACUUUUGCGCCCAUACCAAUCCAAUCCCGAAGGUUUUCACGGCUAACAACUGCAACAGGACUGCAGUGUUACGACCUACACUGCCAACCACAUGCCUAA